AUGGCCCCUCGAGACCAAGCUCAAGUGCAUGUACCGCUACGAACAUCGAGUCGUAAUCUACGGUCCGACGCAAUGAACCAAGAAGAUGCGACCUUCGUGGAUCGCAGGACCUCCAAAGCGCAGCGCAUUCUGGGUACCGAUUUGCCCAUCCACAACCAGGCUCAGAUGGAGUCACAGAAGCACUCAAAAUCCCGCCGGUCAAGCCUUCGAACGCCUGAUAAUAAUAGCACCAGACAAAGUACGGGAUUUGUUCCAUUCCCUAAUGCGAUCCAAAGCGACAGGAUGAUCCCGCCUCAGAAUCUCCGUGUCAGGGCUUCAUCGCCUCUACUGGGCCAUGAAUAUCUCUCUCACGAUCCUACUCCGCCUCUUCCUAAACCUUCAAAGAGAAUUCAUCAAUCGGGAUCCUCUUCUACGCUAUUCUCCUAUUUUACCUCCAAGGAAUCGAAAUCGAACUCCCCACAAGGACUACAACCCAGAGUUAGCAACAAGCUCGGCAUCGAUCCCCAUGUGACAUUCAAGCAAUCGCAGAGUCCCCCAAAAGAAUCGAAGCGAAAGAUGCGUCCGCCUCGCAUUGAUUUGUCUAUUCUCUUUCCUAAGCCUAGAAAUCAGGCACCGCCCCUUUUAUCCCCUCAGCGCAUGACGAGCUCGCCUUCCCCAGUUUCUACAGUGGUGUCAGAUUAUCCCACCCAGACUCGAGACAGAACGAGCAAAAGUAGCAAGACUAGCACAUCAACUGCGCGAAGAUUUGGCGAUCCUCUCCCGGUGCGGACAUCUAUGGUUCACAGCGAAGCUCCAAAGCCGCACAUGGAUCGAUCAGAUCUGCUGUCUAUUCCGGAAUCGAAAGAUAGCGACUUCCUUGAUCGUCCGUUCGAACGUACCGUUGGGACAAGUGAGAUCGACCUCGCUUUGGAUAGAUAUGCUGCAAGACGUUCAGUUCUUAGUCACUCCAGUACUAUGUACACUGCAAGUCGUGAACAAUUGCAGACAGAUCAACGACGGCCCUCGGAGACCAGCAGCAACACGCGGCGAGGUCAGAGUCCCGCUGAUCCGCAGCGACAGAGCAGAGAUGUGUAUUUGAGUCCCAAAUCCAAGUCUCAACCUGCUUCUCAAAUCACGAGUCCUCCAGAACAAACCUGGCGACAAAAGGACACUGGCAGGCGCAGCUCGCAGGGUACCAAGGGCUCUGUUACCAAGAAGAGCAGCAAGAGUACUCUGCAGAAUAAAGACUUGCAGAACACUAGCGUUCUUUGCCUCUCCUCAUCAGAUGAUGAGACCGAGGAUGAAAAAUCAACUCCGACGGAUACUCGUCUCCCGAACAGAAAGUUCCGUGAUAGCGUGGCCACAUACGACGAGUUUGAUGCUGAGAUCUAUACUGCAUCGACCGCCCAUGCUGCCACUGCGCAAAUGUUGAGAAAAGUAGAUCGAUCAUCAUCUAUCGGCAGUAGUAGCCGUGGAUCUCAAAAGAUUCCCCAGAGGCAGCUUAGCCGGCAGCACGUCUCUAAUCCUUCCAUGUCAUCAACGAGCAAGUCAUCUACAACGACUCGCCGGACUACUCAAUCCCGACGAUCAAGUGGAGUACCUAUCAUUAGCGAGCCAGACAUCUUGGAUCAAUUACCGCAACCACCUCGGCGCACUCCUCGAGAGCUGAAGGACUUGAAGGAAAUGAAUCGCCGAAGCCGAGUCAUUGCGGUAACUCGACAAGAACAGGAUCUGUUGGAGGCAAUGCGCCAGCGAAAGGGCAAGAUUACCCCCAGUAUCUUCAACUACAAUACGGCCACGGAGCCCGAUCGAAAUUCAGUGUUAUCAGUCCCUUCGCGGGAUUCAUUCUGCGGAUCUGAUACCUCUUUCUUGCGCCUUAGCGCUGCCUUCCCGCCGUUCCCUCAACGGUCUGAUCAAGGUGCCUUACACAAACACAAGAGCGGUUCUCCUUCGCAGAGUUCGAGUUCUGAUAGUGAACAGAAGACUGGCGGUAGUGGCUACUCAGAUUCCCUCCCAUCCCCUUCUACUAGCGGUGCCUCGCCGCUCACACCGACACUCCCCAUCCACCGCUUCUCGCCUCUCCCUUCUCCUAAGCCACCCCCACGUGGUCCUCCUCCUGCCAUUCCGGAGGAUCAGAAACAGCAUACCCGACGUCGUACCGACAGCAGCGAAGCUAUUAUGCUGAACGAUGAGCCACCGCGCAAACACGACCUUCCACUUUGGUCCUUUGACUUUGAUUGGAACCACGAUCGGACUAGCGUGGCUGCUGUGCAUUAA
Molecule: messenger RNA, 2256 nt
Organism: Penicillium malachiteum
Lineage: Eukaryota; Fungi; Ascomycota; Eurotiomycetes; Eurotiales; Aspergillaceae
Exons: 1
Coding region: 1-2256 (751 amino acids)
Source: RefSeq, a predicted model, not a curated record